Messenger RNA from Drosophila busckii, 1379 nucleotides. RefSeq lists its product as uncharacterized. The record is from RefSeq and is a predicted model, not a curated record. The transcript has 2 exons. The coding region runs from base 153 to 1109 and encodes 318 amino acids. Lineage: Eukaryota; Metazoa; Arthropoda; Insecta; Diptera; Drosophilidae.
UUUGUACAGUUUGUGGCAUUACACAUUUGGAUUUCAGCUAAGCAUACACGCAGGGAAUUUACAAAAUUUUCUGCUGCAGCAACCGGUAACAAAAGUCGUGGCACAGCAAUAGUCAACAGAGCACAGAAGUAAAUACACACAAAUUGCACAAAAUGUUAACUGACGGCUUCGACAUCUUUGAUCCUUUCUUUGUGGGUCCACCGAACAGUGGACAUCGCGUGGAGAUUAAAAUUCCCGAAUGCCCAACCUAUCCGCCACCUGUUUAUGCCACAUGGCCGCCACCAAAGGAGCAUACGAACAAGUCCGUAUCACAGCGCUCGUUGGCGAGCCGAAAGUCUGUGCCUGGGCCUGUCAUCUACGAGGAUGCCAAGUCCCAAAUGGGCGAGGUCGCCAUUUCGAAAGCCAUCAACGAGGAAAUGGCCGCUGCUAAGCGCAUCGAUGCGGGCGGCCAGUCAAAGGUGACGCUGUCCAAGCCUUCGACACACUCAAUCAAAACACUGAUGGGCGUGCGGCCACAGCGCUCGGCAUCGAAGUCUUCAGUGGCAACACAUGUGAGCAACAUUAGCAAGCGCAGUGUGCGCUCCAGGAUAAGCAGCGCUAAAAGUGUUGCCAGCAAAUCGCCCUCACAGCAGACAAUGCGCUCCAAGGCUCCAAGUGAGCUGCAGCACUCAAAGAAGAAUUUCAAUUUGGCCAGCGGUGCAAGUGACAAGGCGUCCAGCAUGACGCUGCGAUCAAAGGCGGGCGCAGUGUCGCAUCAACAAGCGGCGGACAAGCAAUCCAGAGUGUCGAUCAAGUCGAAGGCGUCUCAAUACGGCUCAAAGCUGUCAAUGCGGCCAGUUGGCCAUAACAGCAGCAGCAUAGCUAAUAAUCCGGAAAUGCCGUUACAGCAGCGCGCUGAUGCAGUGCGCAAGGAACUGCUGCUGUCCAUCGAAAAGUCCAAGCAACUGGCCAUACAAGCGGCAGAGCUAACUGCGCGCCUAAAAGCAGGCAAUGAAUAUAAAUACAAUCGCUACGAUUCGCUCAUACGAAUGAGCACAAUGAAUGAGCCGAACGCAAAGUUUCGGGACGAUCGCAUGGCGCUCUGGUAUAAGGACGCAGUGCUAUCCUAAUUUAUGAUAAUAAUUGCUUACGACUUGCUUGUUUAGCAUUCCGCUGACAGUUUGUAUAAUUAAUUAGACUGCGCUAAUAAUUGUGGUCAGCUGCAAAUUGGCAACGUACCGCAAACUAAGCAAACACACACACACACACAUACAAUUGUUUAUACACUAUAUAACGCAUGUGCAUACAUAUUACAUAUAUAUUUAAUUUGAUUGCUAGCAUAAUCCACGUUCAUUCAAAAUUUCCGACAAUGUAUGCUUACUACAAAAUAAAAUAAAAUA